Trichogramma pretiosum is the source of this 2784-nucleotide messenger RNA. Its product is annotated as sodium-coupled monocarboxylate transporter 2-like. NCBI's taxonomy places the organism in Eukaryota, Metazoa, Arthropoda, Insecta, Hymenoptera, Trichogrammatidae. Bases 513 to 2324 code for a protein of 603 amino acids. The record is from RefSeq and is a predicted model, not a curated record. Gene Ontology annotation, molecular function: symporter activity. Gene Ontology annotation, cellular component: membrane. The transcript is spliced from 15 exons. Gene Ontology annotation, biological process: transmembrane transport; sodium ion transport.
CACGCGCCUGCAUUCUCAGUCAAGUCCGCGGCUGCUAGCUAAGAGUUAUUGCGAGUAAAUAAACUGCGGGCUCGUCGACGCUCGACUCUCGCGAUCCGUCACAACAUUUAUAAUCGUGUACACGCGAGCUGUGUGCGCGCGUGAGAGUGCACGAACGCAUUAUAUGUAUAGGUAUAAUACGAGGCGCGUAAGUGCUGUUAUCUGUCAUUGAACGAUGUAGUUGAAUGCCUAUCUCGUGCUGAUCCCGCUCCCGCCUUAUUGCCAUUGAGAGAUAUAAGUAUACAUAACGCCGAAAAUUAAUGCAAUUAGGCGCAUAUGCAGACCGAAUUGCGCUCGAGAGAUCAAUCGAGAUCAUCGUCGAUUCAUUAUAUCGCAAAAAGCAGGAGCUUUGCCGAGAGAGAAAGCUUUCCUCAAGCCCGGAAAAAUAAAGAGAGCAGAUUAGAGCUUGUAUAAGCAAUUUGCUGUCUUUUUCCGUCAUCGUCGCGAAAGUUUACACACGGACGCGCGCACACAUGGAGCAGGAACGAUGGUAUUUUCAUUGGCUCGACUGGACGUUCUUUGCGUUCAUGCUAUUGGUAUCGGCCGGAGCUGGUCUUUGGCAUUACAGGAAGGUCCGACAUGCAAAUACGGAGGAUUAUUUACUCGGCGGAAAAAGCCUCAAACUAGUUCCCGUCUCAGCCUCGCUUGUCGCUAGUUUCAUAUCAGGAGUGACGAUACUCGGCACACCCUCGGAGAUCUACAAUUUCGGCACGCAGUACUGGAUCACGGUGAUUUCGAUGAUUUUCGCCGGUAUAACCGUUGCCAAUGUUUACCUGCCCGUCUUCACAACCUUGAAGUUGAAUUCAGCUUACGAGUAUCUCGAGCUACGAUUCAAUCGAAGUGUCAGAAUAUUGAUAUCGCUCAUCUUUGUUAUCGACGUGGUGAUGUUUCAAGCAAUCGUUGUUUAUGUUCCCGCUUUAGCUCUAAGUCAAGUGAGCGGCAUUGAUAUCCACGUGAUCAGUUGCUUAGUGUGCGUAACGUGUGUGUUUUACACGGUUAUGGGUGGUUUAAGAACCGUCGUUUGGACGGACACGCUUCAGGUCGUCGUGAUGGUAGUGGCUGUGGUGGUCGUCACAGGCUUGGGCACUUAUCAGGUCGGCGGGCCGACGGCCGUUUGGCAGCGAGCUCUCGAAGCCAAGCGCGUCGAGUUUUUAAACUUCGACUCGUCGCCGUACACUCGACAUACGGUUUGGACGGUAUUGAUUGGCUCUUGGGUUUACUGCACGGCCUACAUAUCCGUCAAUCAGACGAUGGUGCAACGAUAUCAAUCGCUCUCGAGCACUAAAAUCUGCAAGCAAGCUAUAGGCCUGUUCACCUUAGGCGUCAUAUUGUUCAUCUCGCUAUGCUGUUGGUGUGGUUUGGUUCUUCUAGCUUGGUGGGCGCCGCCAAAGUGCGAUCCAAGAGCCACGGGCGAUAUCUUUGCCGAUGAUCAGAUGCUGCCGGCUUUUGUCAUGGAAAUUGCCGGCAAUUAUCAUGGCAUACCGGGACUCUUUAUAUCAGGGAUUUUUGGAGCAGCUUUGAGUUCUUUAUCGGUUGGUUUAAACUCCACGGCCGUUGUUCUUCUAGAAGAUUUCGUCAAAGGCUGCUUCAAAUUAAAGCCGAACGAGAAAUGGGCAACUGCUUUCGUGAAAACCGCCAUAAUCGUUCUUGGAUUAAUGGCCUUGGCAUUAGUAUUCGUCGUUGAAAAAUUAGGCGGAGUUUUAUCGGUUACAAAUAGUUUAGCCGCUAUAGCUGCUGGAGUCUCAUUCGGAGUCUUCACUCUUGGCAUGUUAUUUCCAUGGACCAAUUCUAAGGGUGCAUUUUCCGGUGCUGUGGCAGGCUUUAUCGUGGCCGGCUGGGCUAGUUUAGGAGCUAACGCAGCGAUUGGAUCCGGUUUGAUAAUACCGAAAAAAUUACCCGUUGAAGUGUCUCACUGCACGAAUGUCACUCAAGAUUUUCAAGACAUGUUCAAGCAUGUUGACGAAGACGAUAUUUUCCCACUCUACCGACUUUCUUAUCAUUGGUUUUCGGGUCUUGGAUUAAUUGUUGUCAUUAUCGUUGGCUUGGCUGUCACAUGGUUGACAAAACCUUUGGAUCCUGCAUCCAUAAAUAAGGAUUUACUUUCACCAGUUAUUCACAGAUGGCUGCCUGAGUCUAGAGUGUACAAUGAAGUAGGCGCGUGGAGUCGGGAAAAUAGAGAUGGUCAAUUGAGCGUGGCAAUGGAUACCCUUUCCAGCAAUGCACUAACAAAAAGUUUACCAACGACUAGUCAAGAAAUACCGAAAGAUGACACUAGUUCCGAUUGACGCUCCAAGAAUGUUUGAAAAAUGAGAUUUUUCAUAGCAGUUAAAUGAAAGCUUUUUGCAAGCUCUCUAUACUUUUCGUUUUCUGAUAGACGAAGUAUUAAGUACUUAGUUCGAUUUCGAAUAGAUCGAUCUUAUACAACACAACGGAAUAUUCAAUCUAAAAUUCCUAUUUUGAUGAACUUAGGUAAAUUAGAUUCGAUUUUAAAUAAGUCGAUUUAGCACAGCAUAAUAGAAUAUUUAAUCUAAAAUAAUAACUAGUUUUGAUGAACUUAGAUAAAUUAGAUUAGCAUCGCAGAAUCGGUAAUACACAUGCAUAUUAAACGAAGGCUGUAAAAUUUUAUUUUAUUUUUAUAAAAUAAUACAAAAAUGUUUAGUAACUUUUAUACAGCCAACGAGGGGUUGAGCUUUUUUAUACUAUAAAUUAUAUUAUGUAGAAAAAUAAUAACUAUGUAAAAUAAAC